AUGAGGAGAAUGGAGGUGGAUGCAUCAGUGGUCCAGUGGUGUGUGGACUAUCUGUCCCACAGGCCGCGGUUUGUGCGUCUGCAGAGUUGUGUCUCAGAUACCAUCCUGAGUAGCACAGGGGCACCACAGGGAACAGUAUUGGCACCAUUCCUCUACACCAUCUACACUGCAGAUUUCAAGCAUAACACCAGCAACUGCUUUCUCCAGAAAUUCUCAGAUGACACAGCAGUUGUCAAUCUGAUUCAGGGACAAGACGAGGAGGAGUACAGAGGAACAUCGGGGAGACGUCCACCAGUCCAGCAGGUGACCGAGGACAGGAUGCCCUCAAAGCUCCAACAUGUCUCAGCCCCUCCCUGCCCUGGAGGUGAUCACCUGGAGCACCUUCAGUCACAGGCUGCUGGCACCGAGGUGCAAUCAGACAAGUCAAAGGCUGUCAAGUUGAAGGAGUUAACUGUGCUCAGGGAAACCAACAUGGAAUGGUCAUAUGAGAGAGAGCUGGCCGGGUACAGCAAGCUGAAAGAUCAGUGUGAUGACCAGGGAGGGAUGUACUCUGAUGAGCAGAAAUGCUUCACCUGUGACUCCCGGCUGCCCUACAAUCGCCAUAGCAACCCCAACAGCCACCUCGUCAAGAACAUCAUCACGAUGUUUGAGCCAGAGCGAAAAAUGAAAUGGUGGCAGUCUGAGAACGGAGUUCAUCGAGUCAGUAUCCAACUUGACCUGGAGACCGUGUUCCAGUUCAGCCACCUGGUCCUCACCUUCAAGAGUUUCCGUCCUGCAGCCAUGUUGGUGGAACGGUCCAAAGACUACGGGCGAACAUGGAAGGUUUAUCGUUACUUUGCAGAGGACUGUCCUCUUCAUUUCCCCGAAGUUUCUGCGCACAUGGCUGAUAGUGUGGAUGAUGUCAUAUGUGACAGCCGGUACUCUGGUUCUGAACCAUCCUCUGAAGGAGAGGUGGUGCUGAAAGCUUUGGAUCCAAUAUUUGAAAUUGAAGACCCGUAUGCACACCAUAUCCAAGAACUGAUCACCAUAACCAACAUACGGGUCAACUUCACCCGUCUCUUUACGCUGGGUGACACCUUGUUGAGUCGGAGGCGCAGGAAUCCUCAGAACAAAUAUUACUACGCUUUGUAUGACAUGGUGGUCCGCGGAAGCUGCUUCUGUAAUGGACACGCCAGCGAGUGUGUGCCGGUGGACGGAGGCCGCGGAGACGUCUUCAGUCAGCCUGGCGUGGUCCACGGCCACUGUGUUUGCCAACAAAACACAGCUGGUGAAAACUGUGAGAGGUGCCAGGACUUCCACCAUGACUCCCCCUGGAGGCCAGGAGGACAAGCAGGACCUGAGAUUUGCAGAUGGUGCAACUGUCAUGGCCACUCUGACUCAUGUCAUUUUGACUCUGCCCGCUAUGAGGCGACAGGUGGUAUUAGUGGCGGUGUGUGUGAUUACUGCCGCCAUGAGAGGGUGGGACCCCAGUGUGAGCGUUGUCGACCAUUCCUGUACCAGGAUCCCCAGAGGACGCGAGAAGACCCGCAUGCCUGCAUACCUUGUGACUGUGACCUGUCUGGAUCACAGGGUGGUGGACUUUGCGACUCGCUGAGUGGUCUGUGUCUCUGCAAGGAGAAUGUAGAAGGUCGGUGCUGUGACCGCUGCAAAUACGGAUUCUUUGGUCUGCGACAGGAUGACCCGGCCGGCUGUCAGGCAUGCAGGUGCCACACUGUGGGAAGUGUUGGGUCAUGUGACCAGCUGACAGGAAGCUGUCACUGUGACCUUUAUGCCACUGGACCGCUCUGUGACCGCUGUCAGGAAGGUUUUUGGGGUUUGUUAAACUCACAGUUGAAAUGUUCGCCCUGCGACUGUGACAUCGGAGGAGCACGAAGUCACACGUGCUUUCCAGGUAAUGGGCAGUGUGAGUGUUUACCAAACAUGGUUGGCCGCCGCUGUGAUGACCCUGCCCAUCGACACUUUCUGCCUGCGCUGGACUACUUCCUGUAUGAGGCGGAGUUCGCUGCUCCAUUGGAGUACCAGAGACCUGUCCUGCCCACUCCCAAUCCUUUGCCCGCUCCUUCCCCACCUCCUGCGUCUCCUCUUCCACCUCCUUCUUCACCUCUGCUCAACCCAUUUGUGCUCCCGAAGUGUGAGCAGUACUUCAGAGAGCAGGGAUACGACUUCAAGUUCACCAAUGGACGUGUUGUCCUUGUCCGUCAGACUCUCCCACAGGCUCGUCACCACAGACAGAAUGAGCAAACCAGUGUCCCUCUGGAACCGGGCCACGCUCUGCAGAUCGUCCCCCGCCAGAGGACCUCAGGGAAACUGCUCACCUGGACCGGCCCGGGAUUUGUCAGAGUUCAAGAAGGGGCGGGGCUGAGGUUCACCAUCAACAACCUUCCAUCCUCUAUGAACUACCAGCUGGUCAUCCGCUAUCAGCCUGAGGACUCAUCGGAUUGGCUGGCUUCACUCACUGUUAUUCCACUGUCACCCGGCAACAGUGUCUGCAGCAGCGACCCAACAGGAAGUCAAGCUGUAGUUCUUCCUGGAACCAGCAGGAGUGUAAUUCUGGAGAUUCCACUGUGUUUGAAUGAAGGUGGACAAUACUUUGUGCACGUGAGCCUGAAGAAGCAGCUGGACUCUGAUCGGACUCUUGGCUCCCACAUCCUCCUCGACUCGAUCGGUUUGAUUCCCACCAUCGAGUCAGUUGAGGACUUCUGCUCCCAGAGUGACCUGGAAUCUUUCCGCCGUUUUCGCUGUGUUGGAUUGGCUGCCACACUUGAUCCAGAGGAAUCCCUGCCUGAAGUGUGCCAAGGUCUCAUCAAGAGCUUGUCUGCCCGAGUCCAUAAUGGAGCCGUUCCUUGUAGGUGUGAUGCUGUGGGUUCUCUGGGGCCGUCCUGCACUAAACUGGGCGGGUUCUGUGACUGUAAACCCAACGUGAUCGGGCGUUGCUGUGACACCUGUGCACCGCUGACAUUUGGAUUUGGACCAAGUGGCUGUAAACCCUGUGACUGUGACCCUCACGGUUCCCUGUCAGAGCUGUGUGAUCAGGUCAAAGGGCAGUGUGCAUGCCGGUCACAGGUCGAAGGUCGCCGCUGUAAUCGCUGUCAGCCUGGACACUGGGGUUUCCCACAGUGUCGAGUCUGUGAAUGCAACAGACAGUCUGAAGAAUGUGACCAGCAGACCGGCGAGUGUCAGAAUUGCAGAGAUCAUACAACUGGACCAAACUGUGACAGGUGUGUUGAAGGAUACGUUGGAAAUCCAACUUCUCGACAGCCGUGUCGGCCCUGCCUGUGUCCAGACAUUCUGGGGAGUCAAAGAUUCUUUGCCACUUUCUGCCAGCAUGACCCAGAAUCUGACAGUCCAGCCUGCGUCUGCUGGAAGGGACACACAGGUUCACGCUGUGACAGGUGCAGUCCCGGGUUCUAUGGAGACCUGAACCUGCCAGGAUCCCGCUGUGACGAGUGUCCCUGCAACAACAACGUUGAUCCUAAUGAUCGCAACGCCUGCAAUGAUGUCACAGGGGAGUGUCUGCACUGUCUCCACAACACAACAGGCCUGCGCUGCCAAAACUGCAAGCCUGGUUACUAUGGUGACGCUGUGAACCGGAACUGCAAAGAAUGCUCCUGCGACCGUCGAGGUACAGAGGUGACACAGUGUCCUCUGGGGAGUCCCUGCUUCUGCAACUCACAGACGGGACAGUGUCCCUGCAGGGCCGGUGUGACCGGGGUUCUCUGUGAUCAGUGUGAGGAUGGCUACUGGAACAUGGGCGGGGCUUCAGGCUGUCAGCCCUGCAGCUGUGAUCCUGCUCACACAUUUUCAAACAUCUGCCAUAAGGUGACGGGCCAGUGUCCCUGUCAUCCAGAGUUUGGAGGACGGCGAUGUGACGAAUGUGCGGAAAAUCAUUUUGGGAAUCCAGACCUGCAGUGUAUCCCGUGUGACUGCAACAUGGAGGGAACCAGGCGCCCAUCAUGUGACUCGGAGACUGGUGAGUGUCUUUGUCGGGAUGGUGUCACAGGAAUCUUCUGCGAUGAGUGUGCCCCUGGCUACGAGUCCACUUUUCCAUCGUGUGCAUCAUGCCACGUUUGCACCAGCCUCUGGGCUGCGAAUGUCACUGAUGUCCAGCAUGCCACCCAGAAGAUGCACACUUUCUUACCCCGCCAUGGUGAUAUCUCACUGGGACACAGGCGCCACCAGGAGCAGAUACUGGAAAUGCACUCCAAGUUGGAUGGCCUCACAAACCUGACCGGACUUUGCCCACCACAAGUGGAGAAGGUGGAAACGCUCUGUUUAAAGAUUAUGAAACUCAAAGACAGCAUUGAUCCCAACAGGAUCCUGAUUGAUCCAUCAUCUGUCUUGAUCAGUGAAAUGAACAACAUUCAAGAUGGGUUCAAGCGGCUCCUGAGCCACCUGAAAGAGAAAACUGCAGAGGAACCGCAGCCGUCUGAAGAUGUGAAAGAGUCGAUGGAUGAGAUCCAAAAACUACAUCAGAGCUUCAUGUCAGAUGAGAAGAGGGUAAGAAAUGCUAAGAAAUCUGUGGAGGACUCCAUGGACACCAGACAGGAUGUUAGAGACAAACUGAGCAUGAACAGCAACAGAGGAGAGCUGGCACCGCUGGACAAGAAGGUCCAAGCACUCAGUGUUGCAAAUCUCAACCAAAUUAUCUGUGGAGGACCAGGUGUUGACAAUUGCUCACAGUCAGAGUGUGGUGGUGCCCUCUGUAGGAAAUGCGGGGGUCCAAAGUGUCAAGGAGUCAUACCUGUCAGCGACAAAGCUUCUGAAACAGCAAAGCAAGCGGGAGACAAGCUUGAUGCACUGCCAUACAGACUCAAUGCAUCCAAGAAAAAGAUUAAUGAUGUCGGACAGAUGACUCAGGACAUGAAGAUGCUGACCAAAGAUCUUAAGGACCACAUCAACAAGAACAAAGAUGGUCUGGAGCAAGACAUAACUAGAAUUAAGGAGCUCAUCAAAGAUGUCAGAGACUAUCUGAGGGAUGAAAUGGUUCUUCCAGAAGACAUUGAGCAGAUGGCCAAAGCUGUGCUGGACAUCCAGUUGCCAAGAUCACCAAACCAGGUCCAGUCUCUGAUCAGCGACAUCAAAAAAGUGCUUUCCAAUGCUUUGAACUUCCCAGAAGACCUGAAGAACCUGCAGGAACAUGCCAAGACAGCAGAGGAGCUCUUGCAGAAAGCGCAUGACCUCCGAGAGCAGACGAAGGGCAUUGAUGUGACAGAGAUCAAUGGAGAUAUUUACAAAGCAGAAAACGCUCAGGACAAAGCCAAUGACGACCUGCAUAAAGCGAGCCUCAACAAGGACAUGACAAAAGAUCAAAUACAAAGUAUGGUUGACAUGUUGGAUGGGACUAACAGCAAGUUUAACAGGAAGCACCCUAAAGAUCUGCUGACGGAGAUUGAAGCGGUGAAGAAGAAGAUGGAGCUGAACAGGGAGCAAGCGGAGUUGGCCAAAGACGCUGCAGACUCGGCUUUAAACAGUUCUACAGAUGCAGAAACACAGGUGAAGGACGUGCUGAAGAGGUUUGAGGUUUUAAAGCGCAACAGUUCAAACCUCACGCUUCAGGAUGAAUCCAGCAAACGACUGAACAACAUCACACAGGAGGCCGAAACACUGAGGACACGUGUGGAAGACAAACUGAGACAAAUCCAAGAUUUGGAGAACAAAAUCCAGCAGCUGCUCAUCAGGAAGCAAGAGAAAAAGGCUGAGGUCACCACAUUGCUGGAGAUGGCGAAUGACCUUCGUCAGAAUAUCACCAAACAAACUGAAGACUAUGUGAAAUGCUAAAGCACAGCGCCUGCUACAGUACCACAUCUAAAGCACCUGUUUUGCCAUUCUUCUUUAUCAUAUAAUCUUUGGACCUUCAAAACGAUUGUUCAUGUAUUGUGUUUUGUGCUUUAGAUCUUCUCUUUGUGACAGACAUUAAUAAGGUGAAUAUAAGUUUACGUUUUCAUAUUGGUGAAAAGACGAUUUCUUCUACUUCAUACAUUAAAUACUCAAAUAUGAGUGGAUGUUUUCCUCCCAGAAAAUGUCACAAUGUUUUAGUCCAUUUUUUGGCUGUUAAUGGAACAUCAUAGUCACGGCUGUUCACAUGUUUUCUGAUGAAUGUGCUCGUCGUUUCCUCUCACAGCCUGUUACCGUACGGUCACAUGAGCUCCACGUGGCAGCAAGCGACGAGCUGCCACUCACCUUCAAUCAGAGCGAGCGUUUCACAGUGACAAAAUGCAACCGUCACUAUGCCGCCAGGGAGGCGGGGUCAAAAUAAACAAAAAGUCUAUUUUAUAUUGCAGCAG
Molecule: messenger RNA, 6284 nt
Organism: Thalassophryne amazonica
Lineage: Eukaryota; Metazoa; Chordata; Actinopteri; Batrachoidiformes; Batrachoididae
Gene: lamb4
Product: laminin, beta 4
Exons: 35
Coding region: 1-5778 (1925 amino acids)
Biological process (GO): axon guidance
Cellular component (GO): basement membrane
Source: RefSeq, a predicted model, not a curated record